Molecule: messenger RNA, 1504 nt
Organism: Rhipicephalus microplus (southern cattle tick)
Lineage: Eukaryota; Metazoa; Arthropoda; Arachnida; Ixodida; Ixodidae
Biological process (GO): regulation of transcription by RNA polymerase II
Molecular function (GO): RNA polymerase II cis-regulatory region sequence-specific DNA binding; DNA-binding transcription factor activity, RNA polymerase II-specific
Source: RefSeq, a predicted model, not a curated record
UUCUCGACGCGCCGGCCGCUUUUUCACUUCACAGAACCCCCUACGUGCGAGACGUUCCAAAACUGGCUCUAGUGCGUUGCUGUGUUGGAACAUUUUCGUACUGUUGUGGUGACUGGGAAGAAGCCGCUUUCCAUGACACGUUUCUUGCAAACGCCUCCGCCGCACGAAGAAGACUCUAUGGACAGCACAGCCUACAGCAGCUGCGGCGGCGUCAACGUCGUCGCGCACCUGGCACGCGCAGACUAUUUUGCAGUGGAGACACUGCUCUCCAUGAGCGGUCGAAGCAAGGAGGCUUCCGGGAUCAUGCCUCCUCCACCACCAGCUAGCGACCUCACUCCGCCAAACUCCGAAGAUGAGCAGGAAGAGACGACACCUGUUCAUCGCCAGCAAACCAUGCCCGGCUCAUCGGAGCUGGCCAGGCUGCUUCUCUCAGACAACCCAGUCGCUCCAACGCCAACAGCAGCCAGCCAUCGUACCUGCACUCCCGUUUCAGUGAUCGUCCGAGCUCCUCCGCGCACCAGCCCGCCGCCGGUGAUGGCAACGCCCGCUGUGAUACGUCAAGAGCCGGCAAGACCAGUGGUGGCCAUCGCGCCAAAGCCUCCCGCCACGGCGAUUCUCCCCAUGAUGCGCGCCGACGAAGCCCUCGUCCAGACGGCGCUCGUUCCGGUCGGGGCCGUGCAGCUCCUCGUUGCGCGGCCCGUUCAAGCCGCGUUGCUCGUCAACGCCGCCCCGGUGCCCGAAGAGCGCAGGCGCUCGUACGUGUGCAGCUACGCGGGCUGCGGCAAGACGUACUUCAAGAGCUCCCACCUGAAGGCCCACGUCCGCACGCACACGGGCGAGCGGCCGUUCGGCUGCCAGUGGGCGGGGUGCGGCCGGCGAUUCUCGCGCUCCGACGAGCUGUCGCGCCAUCGGCGCACUCACACGGGCGAGAAGCGCUUCUGCUGCCAGCUGUGCGAUCGGCGCUUCAUGCGCAGCGAUCACUUGGCCAAGCACGUCAAGCGACACGGAAGCAGCAGGCGCGUGGCACUAUGGCCACCGGUGCGGUCCGUUUGAGCCCGUGUUGUUUAACUCCCGUUGCGGUGUGGGAUUCAUCGCAGAACAAUGACUUGUCGUGUUAGGUUUUCGAAAGAGACGGGCUGCCCAGCUUGUGACGAGCACGCAAGGUGCCAAUGAAGGCGAUUGCACGACAGGCGGCAGACCCUCAGGGCCUUCUCCAGGCCACAAAACCUGGAGUUGAAUACACACAAGCGUGCCAAACUAGCCCGCGAAAUUCUGGUACGUACAUAAUCGAGCCUCAACGCGAGGCACGGCGAAGGCGAUGAAGUGUUCCCUUCCUGCUCAAGGAAAUGUCGAUAUGCUCCCGCUGCAAGUAGCCCAGGUGGCUGAGGCAGCACUGUUCAUUGUGUAUAUAUGCUUGUACAAAGACAUUUUUGACAAGAGAUAUAUAUAAUUUAUGAAUAAAAGCCAAAGGGUGCUGGUCUCCCUUUGUGUUCCAUUGAUAGCA